Recurvomyces mirabilis is the source of this 531-nucleotide messenger RNA. RefSeq lists its product as uncharacterized. The coding region runs from base 1 to 531 and encodes 176 amino acids. The transcript has 2 exons. The record is from RefSeq and is a predicted model, not a curated record. Lineage: Eukaryota; Fungi; Ascomycota; Dothideomycetes; Mycosphaerellales; Teratosphaeriaceae.
AUGUCGACAAGAUACUACACAUCAUCACAGUCGGGUCCAGGCUACUAUGCUACGAAUGGAUAUGCGACUCCCGCCCCUUCGCCGCCAUCGUAUGCUAGCCCAAGCGCAUACCAAGCAUAUCAACCAAGCACGGAAGCACCGCAGUCCUACAGCAGGCAGGCAAACCAACAACAGCAACAGUACCAGUCGCGACCAAAGCAUGAUCCCAAGUACUCGCAUUCACCACCUUCGAGGCAGCCAUCACAAUGCUCAUCCGGAGCAGCCCAAUACAUCUGCAUGUAUGACUCCUGCCGCCACGAAGGCUACUGCCGCUACGCCGACCUCCAACGCCACGUCGACGUCAUCCACAACACCUCGACUCUCAACCGCUUCAACUGUAUAGUCGAAGGCUGCCAUCGGGUGGGAAUCUACGGUUUUACGAGGAAGGAUAAGAUGGUCGAUCAUCUCCGGGAGGUGCAUAAAUGCGAUAUUCCUAAGCGGGUCAAUGGGGGUGGGGUGGGGAGUCGGAGGAGUAGUGGGUCGUCGUCGUAG